Eurytemora carolleeae is the source of this 379-nucleotide messenger RNA. Its product is annotated as heat shock 70 kDa protein cognate 1. The record is from RefSeq and is a predicted model, not a curated record. Gene Ontology annotation, biological process: protein refolding; vesicle-mediated transport; cellular response to unfolded protein. The annotation marks the transcript as partial. Gene Ontology annotation, cellular component: nucleus; cytosol; plasma membrane. Lineage: Eukaryota; Metazoa; Arthropoda; Copepoda; Calanoida; Temoridae. Gene Ontology annotation, molecular function: heat shock protein binding; ATP hydrolysis activity; misfolded protein binding. The transcript has 4 exons.
UUAAUUUAGUCCGCCCUACAGACAACCUCAGAUUUCAAAUGUCUCCGAUGAAUUUUUUCAAGCGAAGAAAAAGUAAAAGUGAGAGACAGAGGAUGGGUAAAGUUGCAGUUGGAAUUGAUCUUGGUACAACUUACUCCUGUGUGGGAGUUUUCCAACAUGGAAAAGUUGAAAUCAUUGCCAAUGACCAGGGUAACCGAACCACUCCCAGCUAUGUUGCUUUUACUGAUUCUGAAAGACUUAUCGGGGAUGCUGCUAAGAACCAAGUUGCCAUGAACCCAACAAAUACUAUCUUUGAUGCGAAGAGGUUGAUUGGAAGAAAGUUUGAUGAUGCCAAUGUUCAAAGUGACAUGAAACACUGGCCUUUCAAGGUAAAUAUCUU